This is a messenger RNA of Penaeus monodon (black tiger shrimp), 3768 nucleotides long. RefSeq names its product proteoglycan 4-like. The record is from RefSeq and is a predicted model, not a curated record. Lineage: Eukaryota; Metazoa; Arthropoda; Malacostraca; Decapoda; Penaeidae.
CAGGUGCGGUUGAUCCUAUGACAAUGUCCAUGUUUGGCUCCCUCAAUGGCAUGAAUGGCAAGAGCUCAGGUACACCAUCUCCUACCAAGCCUGAGGUGCCCCUUCCCUCUGAACCUGCAAAGGAUACCAGUUCAGCUGAAUCAAAGCCUGUUGGUGUCCGCAGUGUCCCCGGCACUAACCUUAGGUGCCUCGACGAUCCUUCCUUCAUGUUUGACAAGCCAUCUGUAGGUACAACUAACUCCCCCAAGACUGGUUCAUACAAGGUACUUGAUGCUCCAACUGAACCACAGCAGCCAAAGAGUGCUGGUUACCGUGUAUUAGAAGCCCCAGGAGGUCCUUCUGAGGUUAAGGAUGCUCCUGAGCAGUCUCCCACAAAGCCAGAGCCCCCUGUUAAGCCUUCACCUUACAGGGUGCUUGAAGCUCCUCUUGAUCCCCCAACCAAGCCCAAGGGCUCCCCUUACCGUGUACUGGAGGCUCCAGAUGCCCCUUACUACCCCCAGCCACAGAGUGUAGGUGCAGCACAGGAGUCUAAGCCCCCUUCCCUUGUCUCCCCGUCUUCCGGUAGGACGGUAACUGAUGCACUAGACAAGGCCCGUGCCCGUUUUGAUUCCUUCUGGGGGGGCGCAAAAGAUAAAGAUCCUCCCAGCAAAGUCUAGGUGCCCAAAUCCAAUAGCCAUGUUCCAAUUUCAAGUGAGAUAUCUAUGAAGAUAGUUUGCUACAUGAACAGUUACUAAAUUUGUAGGUAACAAUAACUAAUUUUUUGGUGCAUCUUCAUGGAUAUUUCUAAUAAGCCGAAGGAUGAGCUGUUAACAACCAUUCCAUGCAGAUUUUGGUGAUGUAGAAAAUUUAUGCCACUGUCAAUGACCCCACAUUCAUGCUGGGUUCUUGGUCAACAGCACAUCUUCGGUAUAUGAAAUGUUGAGAAAACCCACAGGCCAUCAAUUCAGCCAGAUGUUUAAUCGCAAUACUCAUACUAUUUUUGUUAGUUGUCAUAGAUGCUAUUUAACUCUUUCUGGACUUCACUCAAGGCUACGCAGUAUAGUAUUUCCUGUGGGUUUUUCUUAUACGAAGCACUUGCUAGUAGGCUAAGAAUGUGAGAUUGUUUAUAAUAUGACCGAUAAGGUCCAUUUUAGUUUCUAUAUGUUUAGCUUUUAUUGAAAAUGUGAGAAUGAAAGGCAAGCCAGAGUCAUGGUGUUUGCAGGGAAUGCCAAGUGUGACCAGAGAUUCAGAUAAUUUAUCUUGUUACAACCAUUCAACUUGUCAUCUGUUUACGGUGGCUCAUUACAUUAUCUCAGAGAACUGGAACACUGCCAGAACUCCCCAAGUGUGAAGUUUUGGAGUGUAAGUGUCAUAUUUGUUGAAAGAAAUGAAAUAUACUAAUGAUGCAACACACUUGUGUAGAACUUUUAAAAAUGCUGAUUUACAUUUUGGAUGAACUUGUCUUAAACUUUGAGGAAAUUAUGGGUAUUCUCUGAAAGUUUAACAAAUUGAUAUCAGCUGAGAGUACUGUAUUCUGGACCUUCAGAGUAAAAUGUGUGGCUGAAUUGACAGAUAUUGUUUGAAUGAACAUAUGUUAUGUUAGGAAAUAUUAAAGUAAAAAAAAAAAAAAAAUCUGUAUCUACACUUUACAUAUCUAGAAACAGUGUAAUAAAACAUUGAUUUUAGAUGUGAACUCUAUAUAAUAGGAAUAUUGGGUAUAAUGGGUGUAUAUAUAUAUAUGCAAAUUUACAUUGGCAUGGUUUUAAACUGUGUUAUCAGUUUAUGUUAUUUAUUUAACAAAGGGAUUUAAAGUUGUAUGUGUGGAUAUGAAAGUUGUCUUCUUAGGGUAAAACUCUGCCAAAAUGAUUAAGAGGCUAACUCUCUCCUAGGUCAUGAAGUAUAACCUAGGUCGUGAAGUCUAUCCUAGGGCUUGAAGUCUCUCCUAGGUAGAACGUGAAGUCGUGUCCUAGGGUGCUAUUUCUGCUCUGAGCACUGUCUGUGUCCUAGGGAUAUAUAACUAUAACUUUAGAUGAAGUACUAGAAGGAACUUGGGUCAAACUUGGCAUUUCAUCCUGGCCUUAAUACUAAUGCCUAUACAGGGGAACACUUGGCAUCCGCAAGUCUAGAAUCAAGCUUUUAGUACUCUUGAAAGAUUAUAAAAAUAAACUUUGUAGGAUUUUUGAAAGUGUGAAUCCUAGAAGCCUGGAGUACAGUGGUCCUGAUAUGUGAGAUUUUAGCAGGAAUCUUUAGAGUUGUCUAACAUGAGGAAAUCUUGAAAGGUGCAUUAUUGAUAACCUAAUUCACUAAACCUUGAUUAAACACUGUAUUAUAUUCUGUCAUUGUGUAAUUGAAGGUUAAAAAACCUACUUAAUGAAAUUUCUUUAUCUUCAAAUUUAUACCAAAGAUGAAAGUUACAAAUGAUUCAAUUUUUAUGGCGUGAAGUGUACACUCCUGAGUUGUUCCUCUACUGAAAACUGCCAAGGGUUUGAUUAUAUAGUUUUGAAUGGUAAAGCUAUUUAUAUUGUUAUAAUUAGUAUAGUGUUGGCUAAUUAUUAUACUGGGCAGAUUGGUCUCGGUCUCUGGCAAAUUUCACCAUUAUUGUUUAUGUCCCAUGGUGAUACAUAAUUUUCCUUUUGUCACUUCAUUGUAACAGCUUAUUUUUGUAUUGUUUUGUAGUUCAUUUGUCAUGUUAUUAACUGCAACACAUUCCAUCAAGCAUUAAGGAGUUUUAUAUAUUUUUUAGGUAAUUUAAUUUUCCAUUUCACUGAGUAUGUAAAAAAUGAUAUAAAAUCCAUUGUAAGGGUCAGCAAUUUUGAUUUGGGGAUUGUGUUCCUUGCACAUUUUUGUUUCUAAAGAACCUCUCAUAAGACCUUAACGUGAAUAGAUUUAAGUGCCAACAUACUUUUCAAAAUUGCUGAUCCCAGAUCCUAGCUGUGAUUUUGGUAGGUCCCGCAUCCUGUGAUGGUGAAGGGCUAUCAGCUUAGCAGAAAUCCCAACUCUGACUCAAAAUUCACUCUUUAGGCAAGAAAUUUAGUUCCCGUCCUUACUUGUAGUUUCAGCAAAGUUUUGUGAUACUUUUGAUCAAGUAACAACAAUUACUUUAUGGAAACCCAAUUAUAUACAACUCGGCAUUUGUUUUUCUCCCCCUGAAAAGAAAAUGUAGAAAAAAAGUAAUUAUUGCUUUUCCUCAUUGGAGCCUUAUGAAUGCUUGGAUAGGGUUUCUAUUCCAUUGCUAAUAAGGGACUUGAACCUUACUGAAGCUCAUAUAAGGGUCAAAUCUGGCUGUCACCAUGGGGCGUCACCAUUCUCCAUCACACGACGCCGUUUACGCUUCUAGUCAAAAUUCUCGCAUAAGUUGCAGGUGUCAGCGUCAGAUCCUGCUUACCCCCCAGACUCAUUUCUAUUGCCAAUGCCGCAAGAUGUAUGGAAUUUAGGACUUUUAUUCCCUUGCCAUAUAUGAGGACAGUAAAAUAUUAAGCUUCUUGAACACUGAUUGAAACCUGCACUUGUGAUGUGCACUUGUAAGAUCUACUCAAAUAUCCUAUGUGAAUUGGUCUUUGAAGGCUGUAUUGUUUAUAGGAACCUUUCCCAUGCUUCUCUUUUACAUUUAAGUUUGAUAUUUUGAAAAGAUGAAUCAGUUUCUGUUCUCUCAUAUAUGAUUUGGGAAUUUAUAGCCAAAUCUGACGAGUUGGGAGAUGAGCAACGUCAUGGCGGGACCCUUAAGUUGUGAAUCUGACCUUACUGUAUGUACCCAUAGCACAGACCUUACAUUAAAUGUACAGCUUCAGA